Messenger RNA from Aethina tumida (small hive beetle), 3840 nucleotides. RefSeq names its product KN motif and ankyrin repeat domain-containing protein 2 (gene Kank). Gene Ontology annotation, molecular function: protein binding. NCBI's taxonomy places the organism in Eukaryota, Metazoa, Arthropoda, Insecta, Coleoptera, Nitidulidae. Gene Ontology annotation, cellular component: cytoskeleton; cytoplasm. The transcript has 10 exons. The record is from RefSeq and is a predicted model, not a curated record. The coding region runs from base 278 to 3226 and encodes 982 amino acids. Gene Ontology annotation, biological process: negative regulation of actin filament polymerization.
GUUGUCCUCGCAGCUGCGACUGCACAGCUCGCGCUCAAAUGCCUAUGGACGUUGACAAUGUGAUUUUUUAACGAAUUCGUAUAUUAAACGUAACAAGAAAGUGAUGGUGCUUGAUGCGAGCCGCAUGACUCGUUCGUUUGUCCCGUGUACGGUCCCGAUUUGUGCGUGGUUUCCCGGUUUUUUAUUUUUUUGUUAGUCAGGGAUAUUUUUUUCCGUAAUUAUUCCGCUUCUUUGGAAUUUGUAUUUUGCGAAUUUCAAUAGAUAGCGACCAGUAAAGAUGUCGGUUUAUCCGCCGCAGAGCAUCACCAAAGCAAACGAACAUGGUUACAGUUGGUACGAAUGUAACUGCUGCCCAUAUGGGUACCACAUCGACCUGGACUUCGUGCGUUACUGCGAAUCGUUUAGCCAAAACGAAGCGGACAAAACUGGCUCGAUUCAAAGGCGGAAGGACCGCAGACGUCAGAGGCAGUCCAUGGAAGUCCUGCUCGGCAUCACGCCCACACCAUUGACCAACAUCGAGUCCUCAUAUAAGCCAAUCCAAGAGCAGGCUUCGCCUAAAAUCGUGGACCAAACGUCGAAGACUCUGUACGCCUUCAAUCUGGAUGGUUUCAACGACGCCGUCACCGAUUUCGAGAGGACGUUGCAACGAUCCAAGAACAAGAACAAACACAAUCUUCCCGAUGUCACGGCGGUGUCAGAGAACAUUAGGAGGGUGCCUUCGAAUUCUUCUAUGUCCUCCGUUUCGGGUUCGAGCAUGACCGUGCUUCAGACCACCAACGAACAUGAAAAACAGGACUUCGACACGGUGAGCAUUGAGUCUUAUGGGCUCAGUCCUUUGGCCCUGCAAAACAUCCGGGAACAAAUGGCACUUUCUUUGGAAAGGACCAAACAUUUGGAGGAUCAAGUCAAACUUAUACCUGAGUUGAAGGAACACAUUUUGCUAUUGAAAGAAGAAAAUCAAAAGCUUAAACUUAAGGCGGAAGAGAACCAGAGACUGAGCAACAAUGUUAAAGUGAACUACUUCAGCAACUACAACUUAAACAACAGGACCAGAUCGCAUUCGUUCACCACCGUAGACAACAUCGACAGCGUGGAGAGAAAGGAGCCGCCACCACCGCCGCCAAGGAAGGAUUUCGGCGUGAUGUGCGGCGUGUUGACCAGAAACAUCGGAGUCGGUCACCAGAACCCGAACACCAAAUCGGUGGCCACCACCACCUUGAACGGCACCGACUUUUCGGACAUAGAAAAUGCCAACGCGGACAAAUGGUUGCACGAAAAGGUGAAAUUUUUGAACCUCCAAAACGCGCCCAGAUCACCGGAGAAAAUCACCAUCUCCAAGGGCACCCAGACUAUAGUUUCGAAGGAGAAACGGGACGCCGGAACGCAAGCGGUGGAGCCUAAGCCCAGACUGUACAACAACUAUUCGCAGACGGUGGAGGCGCCCAAAUUCACCAGUAAUGUGGCUGUUAUGGUGUCGCCGGAGGCGCAGGACUUCAACCAACAGAAAAACGUGGACAGCUACACGGUGGGAUGCUCAGACGACACCAUAAGCGACGUGCUGUGUCCGAAAUGUUCGGUGAAGAAGGUGUCUUUGGCCGUUGGGCCUGAGAGCAACGAGGACUCGCACACCGGACCAAUGACCAUAUCUUUGGCCAAUCUGACCAUGCCCAGAAGUAAAUCCUUCAAUAUGGGUGAAGACAAACUAAACCUGACAACACGGAAGAGGACCGUGGCGUGCCAGUACGAAAGUUCCAGCAUGAACAGAGGUUGUCAGGCCACUCCAGUAAGUGCCUCCAAAUCCUGCCAGCACGAAACAAGGCUGGAGACGAAAACCAAACAGACGCAGUACGAACGAGCCAUUCCCUCCAACAAAACCACGGACACCAAAGACCUGACGCGUACACGCGAAGUCGGUUGCACCGCCGAGAUCACCGUUAUCAAGGACAGCGAGGAAGAUAAGGAGAAAACGUGCACCAAAUGUUUGAACAAAGAAAAGGAGGAGAGUCAAAAGAAGGACAGAAGCAGCAGUCCCACACCCUCGAGGAUACCCAGACCUCAAGUGCCCACCACCCCCGUCGAAGUCAGGAAGUUCAGGAGGCAGGACACCUACACCAAAAUUUACAACUCGCCAACCGAAAAGUCAGGCUCUUCCACCAAACUGUCUGGUCUAGACCUGUCGCCAAAAUCAGUGUCAAGUGAGACCAGCCCGUUAGACAAGGUAAAGCAAAACUUCAAAUUCCCCGAGGUCAAUACACCCGCUCAAAAUGGCUCAUCAACUUCAAUAACGAAAGUUCAAAUCCAAGAAACCACACUGCCCAUAUCGGAAAGCACGUCCUUCCAUUCAAUAUCGAACAUCAGAAACCGGAAGAAGGCGGAACCAAGCAAAGAAAUGCAAGGUGCAAUGAAGGUCCUCAACGACUCGCUAAUGAAGAACCCAUCGAAAAGCGUCAAGAACCCGAGUGCUAUUAAUAUAGUCCAGCAGGAGUGGUUCAAAAUCUCCAGCCUGGUGACGGCCAACCCCCUGGAUGUCGAAGAUUAUCUGGACGCCUUCGAAGACAUGUCCUCAAUUCUGCUUGAAUACGUCGUAAAUAUGACUGACGCCAGCGGUAACACUGCAAUGCACUACGCGGUGUCGCACGGCAAUUUCGACGUGGUUUCAAUUUUGCUCGACUCCAAGGUGUGUGAUAUUAAUAAGCCCAACAAUACGGGCUACACAAGCGUCAUGUUGGUGUCCCUUGCUAAGGUCAAAUCAGAAACUCACGCCAAUGUUGUCAGACGACUGUUCCAGCUUGCUGAUGUCAAUAUUCGUGCCAAACAGCAUGGACAAACCGCUUUGAUGCUGGCGGUGAGCCACGGACGCCUGGACAUGGUGACCAUGCUUCUGGAGGCGGGCGCCGACAUCAACAUACAAGACGAAGACGGCAGUACCGCCCUCAUGUGCGCCGCCGAGCAUGGCCACAUCGAAAUAGUUAAGCACUUCCUGAGCCAUCCCGACUGUGAUUCCAGCAUCACCGACGUGGACGGCAGUACUGCACUGAAAAUAGCCAUGGAGGCCGGCCACCGACACAUAGGGGUGCUGUUGUACGCGCACGAAAGGAACCACCAGAAAAACCACGGAAUCAAAUUGAAGAAGACGAAGUCGGCGAGUCCGAAGACUCCGUCGUCGCCCCUGCCCAUCAGAAGUAGCCACCGUGCCUUAACAGAUACUAAAACUACUCAAAAGUGAACUAACGAAGGUUACCGGUGUGUUAUUAUAUCGCUAAAAUGGAUCUAAUUGUUAACGUAGAUGUUUAGGGAUUACUUACCAACUAUAUUAUGGUUCGGCCAAGUCACCAUGUUUAUGUUCUUGUAAAUAACGUAUUAUAGAGUAUUUUUUGUUCAGUAUGAAAUCUACUUAACCGAUGGUGUUUUAAUAACAAUAUUGUUUGGGGAGCAAUUGGAAGCUGUAAAAAUUAUUGUUUUCAGUUCAGUUUUUGACAACAUUCAAAUGGGCUCCAAACAAGGCUAAAAGUAGAGUAGUUGCGGAAAAAUCGGUACAACAGUUAUAUUCCAAGUUGUGCCUUUGUUUCUGGCUCAAUGUAUAUUUGUUACCAUAAUGUUUAUGGUUUUACUUAACAUUUUUUUAUUUUAAUUUUUAUUUAUUGACAUACAUGUUUUUACACCAAAUAGUUCCAUCUCAAGUCAGGAGAAAUUAUUAUUUGAACAUAAAAAAUACCUAAAACAGAUUAGAAGGGACCAAAAUUAAUUUGUUUUAAAAUUAAAUCUUGGUGAUAAUUGUUGACUUUUAAAUAUUUUAAUUGCAUUCCACAAUUUGACUUGAAUUUUGUAGAACAUCUUUGU